Molecule: messenger RNA, 807 nt
Organism: Ylistrum balloti
Lineage: Eukaryota; Metazoa; Mollusca; Bivalvia; Pectinida; Pectinidae
Exons: 1
Coding region: 1-807 (268 amino acids)
Source: RefSeq, a predicted model, not a curated record
AUGUCGGUAGACGGUGAUACAUUAAUGUCUGUGUCGGGACGUGUAAGUGAAGGUCUGCCAGGACGUGUAAGUGAAGGACUGUCGGGAUGGGUAAGUAAAGGACUGUCGGGACGUGUUAGUGAAGUGCUGUCUGGACAUGUAAGUAAAGGACUGUCGGGACGUGUAAGUGAAGGAAUGUCGGGACGUGUAAGUGAAGGACUGUCUGGACGUGUAAGUAAAGGACUGUCGGGACGUGUAAGUGAAGGGCUGUCGGGAUGUGUAAGUGAAGGACUGUCGGGACGUGUAAGUGAAGGACUGUCGGGACGUGUAAGUGAAGGACUGUUGGGACGUGUAAGUAAAGGACUGUCGGGACGUGUAAGUAAAGGACUGUCGGGACGUGUAAGUGAAGGACUGUCGGAAUGUGUAAGUGAAGUACUGUCUGAACGUGUAAGUAAAGGACUGUCGGGACGUGUAAGUGAAGGACUGUCGGGACGUGUAAGUGAAGGACUGUCGGGACGUUCAAGUAAAGGACUGUCGGGACGUGUAAGUGAAGGACUGUCGGGACGUUUAAGUAAAGGACUGUCGGGACGUGUAAGUGAAAGACUGUCGGGACGUUUAAGUAAAGGACUGUCGGGACGUGUAAGUGAAGGACUGUCGGGACGAUUAAGUAAAGGACUGUCGGGACGUGUAAGUGAAAGACUGUCGGGACGUGUAAGUGAAGGGCUGUCGGGACGUGUAAGCGAAGGACUGUCGGGACGUGUAAGUAAAGGACUGUCGGGACGUGUAAGUGAAGGACUGUCGGGACGUGUAAGUGAAGGACUGUCGUGA